UUUAUCCAUCAUGCUGUGCAGAUCAGUGCUAAUUUUUGCGUGCUGUGCCGCUUUAGCCGUUGGAGGAUCACCGGCUGUGUUGGGCGAAUUCCCGUGGCACGUGUCCAUCCAACUGAAGAAUUUCUAUCUAACUGAUGAUCUUUGGGCGCAUUGGUGUGAGGGUGCCAUCGUCUCUAGGGAAUAUAUCUUGACCAACGCAGGGUGUAUUUAUUCCAUUCAUGAAUUGCGCGUUGUGUCAAGCACCUUGGAUUGGAAAAUUUUCGAUAUGGUUCACAAUGUGACUGAAAUGGUGCGGGAUGAAGUAGAGCUAGGAAGACGCCUCUCCCUGUGGAAGGUGGAUCCGCCGUUUGAAUUUGACAACCACACAAGAGCCGUCCAGUUGCCCGCUCGGUUCGCAGAGUCUCUUCCGGGAACUGAAAUGACUGUGUCAGGAUGGGGCCAAUUCAUGCCAUCAGAGCCAAUUGACAUCUUGGAAAAGUAUCGAGCGCCGAUCGAGUCGAGGGCUUUGUGCUCGAUCCGGUUUCCUGGCUACGACUGGCUGUACCACAUCUGCGUCGACGUUGCCAGAAACGAAACCGUUUGCUCUCGACGAGGGUUUGGUGCUCCGCUCGUGUACAAUGGCGAGCUGCGCGGCGUCUUCCACAAUAAAUACGACUGCAAUCUACCAGAAAUCUACACGGAGGUCUCCCUCUUCCGUGACUGGAUCUACAGAAUCACCGGCGUUUGAAUUAUUUAGAAGCUAAAAAUAAUAUUGCU
Molecule: messenger RNA, 756 nt
Organism: Cloeon dipterum
Lineage: Eukaryota; Metazoa; Arthropoda; Insecta; Ephemeroptera; Baetidae
Product: anionic trypsin-2-like
Exons: 4
Coding region: 11-727 (238 amino acids)
Biological process (GO): proteolysis
Molecular function (GO): serine-type endopeptidase activity
Source: RefSeq, a predicted model, not a curated record